Molecule: messenger RNA, 1561 nt
Organism: Nycticebus coucang (slow loris)
Lineage: Eukaryota; Metazoa; Chordata; Mammalia; Primates; Lorisidae
Product: L-threonine 3-dehydrogenase, mitochondrial
Exons: 9
Coding region: 74-1195 (373 amino acids)
Biological process (GO): L-threonine catabolic process
Molecular function (GO): L-threonine 3-dehydrogenase activity
Source: RefSeq, a predicted model, not a curated record
GGUGCAGCUCCAGGUUGGGAUACCACGUUGGGGACUUCGCGUGGGUUGCAUUGGAAGAGUGUUUGAAAAGAAAAUGCCAGUUACUAGGAUGCUGAGGCAGGUAGUGGGCCCAGAGCUACUGCGCCCAGCUUGUGGCUGUUUGACAUCUGUCUUGCCAGUCCGGUUUCUGGGCUCCUCCCCUCAGCAAAUUAUAGCAGAUGCCAACUUCCACUCUGCAUCUUCCUCUGAAACAGACCAUCCACGAGUCUUAAUUACAGGAGGUCUUGGCCAGUUAGGAGUGGGGCUUGCUAACCUUUUGAGGAAACGAUUUGGGAAGGACAAUGUGAUUUUGUCCGACAUAAGGAAGCCUCCCAAUCAUGUCUUCCAUAGCGGCCCAUUUAUUUAUUCUGAUAUCUUGGAUUACAAGAGUCUUCGGGAGAUUGUGGUGAACAACCGCAUCACCUGGCUGUUUCAUUAUAGUGCUUUGCUCAGUGCGGUUGGAGAAGCAAACGUGUCCCUGGCGAGAGCUGUGAAUAUAACUGGAUUGCAUAAUAUUCUGGAUGUUGCAGCAGAGCACAGUGUGCGGCUGUUCGUGCCCAGUACGAUUGGGGCUUUUGGACCUACCUCUCCCCGGAAUCCGACCCCUGAUCUCUGCAUUCAGAGACCCAGGACCAUCUAUGGGGUGUCCAAGGUCCAUGCGGAGCUCAUGGGAGAAUAUUAUCAUUAUCGGUAUGGGUUAGAUUUCCGAUGCCUGAGAUACCCUGGAAUCAUUUCAGCUGACUCCCAACCGGGAGGAGGAACAACUGACUACGCAGUCCAGAUCUUCCAUGAUGCGGCAAAGCAUGGCAAAUUCAAGUGCAACCUGGACUCCAGCACAAGGCUCCCAAUGAUGUACAUUGACGACUGCCUCCGGGCCACCCUGGAGGUCAUGGAGGCCCCGGCCAAGUCUCUGUCCAGGAGGACCUACAACAUCAGUGCCAUGAGCUUCACCCCUCAGGAGCUGGCCCUGGAGCUUCUCAAGCACAUCCCGGAAUUCCAGAUCACAUACAAUGUGGAUGCUGUUCGCCAGGCCAUAGCGGAUGGUUGGCCGAUGAACUUGGAUGACAGCAACGCUCGAAAGGACUGGGGAUGGAAACACGAUUUUGACCUCCCAGAGUUGGUGACCACAAUGUUGAACUUCUAUGGCUCCAACACCAGAGUGGCCCGGGCCAACUGAAGGAUGUGAGGGAGAAGUUCUUGUACCCUGGACCGCUGUUGAGGACUGUCACCCCUGAGGAUAGAGACCCCAAGGAGCCUUCGUUAUUUGGAGUUGACUAAUUGGGCCAAAUUUUGGCAGCUCCUGUUGAACUUCCCUGCCAGGUGGUGGAUGGAGUUACUUUUAAGCAUCUUCAAAAUGUUUAUAGGUUUGGUGGGAGGACUUCUCAGUCUUUGCUGUUUGCCUAAAUUUGUCUGAACACAUAUUCCACAGUGUGAAGAUUAAAUCAUACUUAGUUUCCAUGUCCUUAAUUAGGAUGAAGUGACCAUUUCUAGGAAGGUGGACGUAUGUAACAUUUGUACUUAAUUAAAUUCAAUUUAAAUAUCA